This is a messenger RNA of Vespa crabro (European hornet), 6186 nucleotides long. RefSeq lists its product as uncharacterized. NCBI's taxonomy places the organism in Eukaryota, Metazoa, Arthropoda, Insecta, Hymenoptera, Vespidae. Bases 2726 to 4384 code for a protein of 552 amino acids. The record is from RefSeq and is a predicted model, not a curated record. The transcript is spliced from 8 exons.
UUCGAGGCUCUCAGUCGUGCCGGGAACUCGCUUCGUUGCGGGGUGACCUCUUCUCUUCUCGGUCAGGUACAUCGCGUUUUUCAUGUCGAACGUGAUACUUCUUUUUACAUUACCGAUAAACGACGAGUAAAGAAUAUUUUUUGCCUUACUGAUGAUCUCGCGACACGUUAUUUAUCUAACUCGAUCAUCCGCGUGUUAUUAUCGAAUGGUCUUCUCGUCAUCGUGAGAACCGAGAUCGUUGAACAAUCGUUUUGCUCGAAAGAGGUCCGAGAUUGAUUGGUUUGAUUGAACAUUCUUUUUAUAUCGAACAAAUUUAGUGUUCGAAUAUACAAGAACGUUAAUAAUCUAUUUCCGUCAUAAUAUUCUAGUAUUUAUGUGAUCCGAAGGGAAUCUAGGGAAAGAGGCUGAUAGGAACGUGUCGACAAACAGGAACAAUUCUCUUGAUCCUUCCUUGAUCCUUUGGUGUUUAAUCAUAAAAGGGGACAAGUAUGAGAAACCAACCAAUUGACCAAGGUAAUAAGGAAAGUUUUGCGCGCCGAAGGAAUGUUUUAAAGAUAUGUGCCGUUAUCACGUUGAAAGGGACAUCUCUAUUUUCCUAAGAGAUUUUCUACUAUAUCCAUCUAAAAAAUUCCACUCGCAUUCUCUUGGAUCUUUCUUCGUAAAAAAGAAAAAAAGCGAUACCCCUCUCUUUCUCAUUUCUUCAAUGUAAAAGCAUCAGGACGACCAGUACGAUAUCAACACACAAAAGAGACAGUUCGUUGUUAUCGACGAAUGGCCGAAGAUCAAACGUGAGUCUCAUCCCUCGCCAAAGAUUUGCCUCUUUAAGUCGGAAAUCCAGAGAUUCUUUUCCGGUCAGUCGAACCUACGACGUGUUUCCUCUUACUGGGUUUCUAUCACGAAGGAAAAAAAAGAAUUUGCAGGUACUAAAUUUCAUCUCUACAAAGGAACAUAACCUGUCAUAAAUCGAACGUGUUUUAUUUUCCAAUUAAAAGAGACUUUUAUCGACAAUCGUACAAGGCAUAUAAAUAUCUUAUUCGUGAAUUUCUUUCAAAGCAAUAAUUAAAGACGUGAUAUAUAUACCUAGUAUUAUACAACUACUACUACUAGUACUAUAUAUAUUCCGUGUCUAUAUAUAAGAGGGCAAGAUAAUUGAAUAUAAUUAAUGCGAUUGAUAAGACAGAGCAAGGGUUGCGACUUCGUUUUUCGCCAAUUAGCGCAUUAACAUCUUAUCGGUCAUCUGCCGGAUUGUACAGUUACGAUUUGAACUUACCGACAGGACGUAUAAUUGACGUAACCGUGUGAGAGAAAGACAAGUAAGAGAAGAAGAGAAGAGAAAGAAGAAGAAGAAAAAGAAGAAGAAGAAGAGGAGGAGGAGGAGGAGCAAAAUCGAAGGAAAAGAUAAAACGCGAACUCGUGAGAGAGUUGAACGUGCUCGCCUUGCGUUCUUUGUCCGAGUGAGAAAGAGGGAGAUAGAGUGUGGCGAACAGAGAGAGAGAGAGAGUGAGAGAGAAGGGGAGAGAGAGAGAGAGAGAGAGAGAGAGGAAACGAGAGGGGUGAAAACUAGGUGAAGCUCAACGAAGAAAGAUUGACAAUCCCGUUUCAUUGCAGUUUGCUCUGUUAUUGUCUGCGCGUAACAUUAGUUUCUCCUUUUCUCUCUCUCUCUCACUCUCUUUAUCUCUCUUUCUCUUUGUCUUUCUCUAUCUAUUUAUCUAUCUAUCUGUCUUCCCUUAUUUCAUCUUCUUUCAUGCACAUUGAAACGGCCUUUAACGAGCUAUUCUCUUACGCGUUAAAGAAGACAAGCUGUCCUUUCUCCGUCAUUUGAUUUCGAAUUUCUCGAUGGAUGUUCUCGAUUGAUCGAUCAUCGAUCGAUCGAUUGAUUUAAUUGAUGAAUUUUGUCGAAUGAUUUAACGAUGGAAUAAAGAAAAGAAAAAGAGCUUAGAAAAAAAGUGGGAGAACUGCGAAUAGGGGAGGGGAAAAAAGAAGAAGCAUAGGAAGUAUGGUACGAUGGUGUAUCCUAUAUCGAAGGGACUUCCAUCAGGAUCUUCUUUGGUUUAUAUCACGAGAUGAACGAUUUCGCAUGAGUACGCAGGAGCCGCAAGCGCGGAAAUUUAUUCUACGAUCUGAACGAUUUUCAUCGUCAUAAUUUCCGUCUCCACGCGCUCGUGCAAAAGAGUAAGAGAGAAGUACAGUAAGAGAGAAAAAGAGAGAGAGAGAGAGAGAGAGAGAGACAGAUAGACAGAUAGACAGAAUCGCUGUGACUAGAAUCAAAAAGAGGAAGGAAAGAAAUUCUGCUAUGUCUGCAGUGAGAAGGAUCGAUUGAUCGAACUUCGCCAGAUCGAACUUUGUCAAGAAGAUAGAAAAGGCAUAGGAAAAAAGUGAAAAAAGGAAGAGAGAGAGAGAAGGGGGGAAGAAAGAGAGAGAACGAAAGAGAGAGAGAGAGAGAGAGAGAGAGAGAGAGAAAUAGAACGGAUAAAGGAAAGGAGAGCAUGCUGUCUUGGAGCACGUGACGAACGGAGUUGUUUCCUUUUGGCUUCGAAAGGAAGGCAAAGUCGCGUCCGUGGGGUUUCUCUUCCUUCAUUCGACGCGGACGACGUCUUAAAACCAGUAAUCGUCUGUCCGCGUAUGAAAAGCCUGUGAAGAUGGUGAACGAGAGGGGAGGAUUAACAUAGAGACGAGCUCGAGCUUCGAUCUUCGCCACGAGAAAAUUAUCACGCUGAGGUGGAGGAUGGAGGAGUUGGAGACGCUGGAGAGCACAGAGUGCCCGGAGUGUCCCGGGCCACCCCCUGAGUUCCGAUUGCCACCACCCCCUCGACCACCUUUCCUCACCGAAGGUACCUUCUGUUCGGAGGCGCCCCUAGCCGAGCUCGAAGACUGUGUUGCCAUUCCGAUGAUCGACGCAUCUUAUCACACGAAUCCGUCGCUACAAAGCACUGCCCUGAUUAUUACGUGUGCGGUGGUCCUUCUUCUGAUGGCAGCAAUCGUCUCUGUUGUUUUUUGGAAGCACAAACGAAAAGUCCAAAAUCUAUUGCCGUGCAAGAGCGCAGCGAGUGCAGCAGCGGCCGCAGCCGCAGGCCGGACGCGGGUCCUUCCGGACUGCCAAUCUCACGGUGGUUCGGGCAACACCAGCGCCGCCGUUCUCUACGAGGAUUUGCCGGACGCUAUGACGCACUCCCAGCUGCACAAUCACUUGCCGAGUCACCAUCCUAUCGGUCAAACGCCGACGAUCGAGAUGCUGGACGUGAAGGAAGGCGGCAGAGGUGUCUUCGUCUGUAGCAGUCCUGGUCCAGAUCCUUACACGUCUCAGGAUCUUUAUAAUCCUGUCUACGAGGAACUUAGCAACGGGGACCACCCGGAGACGGAUGAGGAGAGCGAGUUGAAUGCACGAAAUCGUUUACAUCAUCAUCAUUGUCAUCAUCGUCGAGCAUCGACAUCGAAACCUGCUAGUGAGGACGAAUUCGCCGAGGAUGAACUCUCGGUCGGUGAACCUUCCGAAGCAAGGAUGCUCACGUCAAAUGGUCCCGCAUGGGGCACGUGUCCUGCCGGAAACAGACAGCCAAGGGAGCGAAGAGGCAGAAGCCCGAGGAGUCUCGAUCGACGCAAGAGAGACAAAAGUCACGACGUCGGCGAGUUCCACGAGGGGAUGCUCCUCGAUGCUUUGCUACAACUUUAUCCUAGUGUGGCAGUUUAUUUUUCAGGAGUAGCAGGGAGCAGAACGAACAGUAAUCAACGACAACAGUCCGUCCCUUCGGUGGCACAUAGGCUGCCAUAUUUUGUGCCGCCGAUGCCAGCAGCUCAAGCUCUCAGACUCGAAGAAAAUCCAUACGAAAGCGUGCCUGUCCUCGGGCCGCUUCAUCGUUACUCCAGUCAAAGCAGAAGUAACAAGGAGAGAUCAAAGAAGUCAAAUGAAAAGUACAAGUACAUGAGUGCUAGCCGUGACGGUGGCGGCAGUGGUGGUGUUGGUGGUGGUGGUGGUGGUGGUAGUUGUGGUGGUGUCAGUGGUGGUGUCGAUGGUAGCGGCAAUCAAUAUACUACCGAUUAUUAUGGUCUUCAGAAUCAAGAAACGACGCCGGUUUAUACGCAAGUUGGCGGAGAUACUUAUUCCUCGGACACUUACUCUCAACCGACAGACAGACUUUACAACGAAGACAAGUAUACACAACCAGUUUAUUAUGCGCCUAGGGAUAACGAUCAAGUCUCUACAGGAAGAUUAUACCAAGGUCAACCGGACAGCAGCUUUGGCAGUGACAGUGGUUACAGUCAUCAUACAUCUGGUACCACGGGAACCAGUGGCACACGUGGCAGCAAUUCGAGAACCAAUCACAGAAAGGACAAACAUCGAAAUUCUCAUCAUUCUCAUCAUUCCGCCGAUUAUAUCGUUUCUUAAUGAAUAUGCGAAUGGACAAGACUGUUCACUUGAUUAUAACGAUGGAUCCUGCUUCUUUCUCAAUUCACGAAAGAAAGAAAGAGAAAAAGAGAAAAGAAAAGAAAGAAAGGAAAGAAGAAGUUUUGGUGCUUACUUUUUAUCGAUAACAAACGUAACGAUCGAUCUAAUUAUUUUUUUUCGUUAAUGUUGUUUUAUCUUAUUUGUUAAGAGAGUCCAUUGACUCUUUGUUAUUGUUCCUUGAAACUUAGGAGUUUCUACAUGACAAUUACGUUUCUCCUAGUUUGUUUUAUAAGUGGCCAUGUGUUUUUGUUCGUAAGGACCGAUUAGAAAUGUGAAAAGACACGAUACGCUGAUACAGGAAGUGACAGUAAUUGUUUUAGUAUAGUAUAUUACCGCGUAACUAUUUAAUAUUAACUUAUUUGCAAUUAGUACUCAGGCUAGUACCAAAGCACGCUGUGUUUAGAAACAUUGCGUUUUCCUUUUCUAUUCUUCUAUAUUUCCUUAUUCUAACUCGUUUGUAAGUCAUAAAUAAGAAUGAAACGAGGAGGAUCGGUUUGAAAGGCCAAAGCGUUUUUGUGCGAGACGUGCGACUGUCGUUUGAGAAGAAGUAAUGUUCCAAUGUUAAUUCGAUUGAGCGUAAAAAAAAGGGAAUGAUACACCCUUGUUGACGAAUUUUUAAGGCACAAAUCGAUACGAACUAACCUGGAAGAAAUUAGAUAGAUUAGUCCAUCCACUGCCACGCGAUCGAGUCAUAGAUCGGCCGUACAUAAUUAUUAUAGUUAGUGUCACUCGACACGUUUUCGUACAAACGCUGACGCAGAAGGUUUCUUCCGCGUUUUAAUCAUACCGGUUUGAGAAAAUCCUUUGAUAUCACAAUUUCGCAUAUAUAGCGAUCGUUAAUAGAAUAUCUUUUUAGAAUGCUUCGUACGAACUUAUGCUAAACAUUUAUUAAAAAUCAUUUAAUAUCGAAAUACACACACUGCCCGUACAUACCUCCGACGAAUAAAACAAUUUCUCGAAGCAAUUAAAGUUAACUUCGUAUUUUUCUAACUCCCUUCGUAGAAAGGAAACAGAGAACGAAAGGAACGAAUAUUGAAUGAAGACGCUUACGUUUACAUUUCAUUUUGAUCAAUCCCGGUCGUAGAAAUAUUCGAUUCUUUGAAUGAACGAAAUGAAUUAAAACGAUACGUAUAAUUGCCACUCGCAAACGAUACCUACUGCUGGUUACCAUCGAAAUAUCGAUUUAACUUUGUUACGAUUUAUUCGCUGCUCGAAUCAUUUGAUAGUAUAUAAGAUUUCCAGUAUACAGAGAGAAAUUCGAAAUACUUUCCCGAAGCUUUUUUUUUUUUUUUUUUUUUUUUUAAUUUCUCUUUCGAUCUUCGAUAUGAGAGUUUGGUAAUCGAUUAAAUGCAAAAUUUCAAAGGAACUUCCGAAUGUGGAUGUACCGUUAAAACUUUCGAGUUUCGUUUUAUCGCAUACACCUACCUAUUUGCAAAGCAUGUGGCUUCUCGAUCGACAACAAUCAAACCUAUUGAAUUUUUAAUGCAGUCUUCUUCGAUGGGGGAUGUACUAUUACUUUGAAAAACCACAAAAGCCGAGCUAUCGAGAAAAUAAGUUAGACGUAACGUUAUCCAUUAUUCAUCGAGAUACGUAGUUUCGUAGAAACGAAGAGGAAUGAAAAAAGUGAAAGGGAUUCAUUUUAACGAACACUUUACCGGCUUCUAUUUGAUCGCACAUGUUUUUCUCGUUAUGCCGCAUCUUUGGCUCUGUAUCCACGAGAGGAGAGAAAAAAAAAUAUAUAU